This is a messenger RNA of Penicillium angulare, 3489 nucleotides long. RefSeq lists its product as uncharacterized. The coding region runs from base 1 to 3489 and encodes 1162 amino acids. Gene Ontology annotation, biological process: positive regulation of transcription by RNA polymerase II; D-galactonate catabolic process; DNA-templated transcription. Lineage: Eukaryota; Fungi; Ascomycota; Eurotiomycetes; Eurotiales; Aspergillaceae. Gene Ontology annotation, cellular component: nucleus. The transcript has 9 exons. The record is from RefSeq and is a predicted model, not a curated record. Gene Ontology annotation, molecular function: zinc ion binding; galactonate dehydratase activity; sequence-specific DNA binding.
AUGGCACCGAUUAAACAUAUCGAAUACUUUCGUGUACCUCCCCGGUGGCUGUUUGUCAAGGUCACAGAUUUCGAGGGUAAUUUUGGGUGGGGUGAAGCUUCGUUAGAGGGGCAUACCGAAGCAGUUGAAGGCUGUCUCGAUGCUUUUAUCGAACGAUUCGUCGGCUUGGAUGCUAAUGACAUAGAACAUAUCUGGCAAAAUGGAUAUCGCAUGGGGUUCUAUCGAGGUGGGCCAAUCUUGAUGAGUGCCUUGGCUGGCAUCGAUAUUGCUUUAUGGGACUUGAAAGCUUCACGGUUUGGGGUACCUAUAUACGAACUAUUGGGUGGCAAGCUCCGCGAUCAGUUGAAGGUUUAUGCUUGGAUAGGCGGGGAUCGACCAGGAGACGUGGAGGCACAGGCUCGCGGUCGCAUAUCACAGGGCUUCAAGGCCGUGAAAAUGAACGCGACCGAAGAUCUUGGCUGGUUGGACUCACCCUCGUCACUAAACGCCUCGGUGGAACGACUGAAGACUGUUAAGGCUUUGGGCCUUGAUGCUGGUGUAGAUUUCCAUGGACGAGUGCACAAGGCGAUGGCCAUCCAGCUUGCACACAAACUAGCUCCACAUGAGCCGCUGUUCAUCGAGGAACCAUUACUCUCCGAGCACCCAGAGUCUGUUGCCGCUUUAUCGAAAUUGGUCGCUGUGCCCAUUGCCCUCGGCGAACGUUUGCACUCUCGCUGGGACGUCAAGCCAUUCUUGGAGUCGGCAUCUGUCAGCAUUCUUCAGCCUGACAUCAGUCAUGUUGGGGGCAUAUCGGAACUGCGCCGUAUUGCAGUCAUGGCCGAAGCUUACGACGUGGCUUUGGCACCGCACUGCCCUCUGGGCCCCAUCGCACUAGCUGCGAAUAUUCAGGUCGAUGCGGUAUCGGCUAACUUUGCCAUUCAAGAAAUGAGCUUGGGUAUUCACUAUAAUGAAGGCUCGGCGGAUAUUGGAACUUACAUCAAAAACCCCGAGGCCUGGACAGUACACGAUGGAAUGAUAGAUCUAAUGCGGGGCCCCGGCCUUGGAGUAGAGAUGGACGAAGAAAAAAUCCGAGCAGCCGCCGUGGGUGCCAAAGCUUGGCGAAGUCCUUGCUUCCAAGGUCCUGGUGGGCCGCAAGCGAGCGGGUGCAUAUCCGAGGCGGGUAAUAUCCGAGAAAUCCCAGUGAAAGAAGCAACUCGCACUGAGACCUGUCGCCUUGACUUGCAAUAUUUGCCUCCCCCACCUAAACAAAUAUUACCCGGCAUUGACGAGCUUGUUUCCGAAGCCAAGGCAAGAGUUCAUGAGCUAUGGAGACGCAAGAGGAACCACCGAGUAAACGCCGACGGGAGAAGCACCGAGAAAAAGUUACGCUGCACCGGGACGUUGCCCUGUUACGGUUGCAACCGCACUGGCAAGAAGUGUGAAUAUACUGCCGAUUACAAUCGAGGUAAGGUGCCUCUGGUUCGGUUCACAGAGCAGCCAGUGAAUGGGAACAAUGAGCAGCACGAACAAUUGAAUUCCGCGGUAGAAGCAGCUGGACUGGCUUCUUCACCUCGGCCACGGCUUGUGCAGAGCUCUGAGAUGCUUGAGUCAAGCCAAACUGGUGAUAAUCCUCCUUCUCGUGCCUCUCUUGAGCCUCAUCAAACAGAUUCCGAGGGACAUUACGUCGGUCCUUCCUCUGGAGUCUCGUUUCUGAUUCGAGCACAAAGAAAAUUACAUAAAUACUUGGCGCUUCCCAUGAACACGCCGAUAUUCACAUUUGGAGACUGCCCGUUACCUGAAGCUGAAUCGGCGUUCAUGCUACUACCUCCAAAAGAUGAAGCUGACGCGCUCGUGGCGCGGUACUUCGAUUUUGCGUUUCCUACGCAUCGCUUUCUUCACCAACAGCAAGUCGAGGGUUGGGUCGAUGAAUUCUACAGGGCUGUGCUGGGAUCAGAGGCUAUCAUUUCCGGCAUGCAAGGAAAAAGGGCCGUGGUCUUAAUGGUAUUCGCUCAAGCUAAGCAAUCACAAUCAGAAUUAUACGGAGCAUCGAAUGACGCGUCUACGAAAAGUGCGGCUUAUUUUGCGGCCUCUGAAAAGCAACUCUCUGCAGAGACCGGCCCUGUUCGUUUGACUAGUGUUCAAGCACGCCUAGCACAAUGUUUCUAUCUCCUGUCGCAAUCUCGCAUCAAUCAUUGUUGGAGUUUAUUCGGGACAACAGCUCGGCUCGCUAUGGCAAUUGGUCUGCAUCGCAACCGCAAGCGGGAAUUCGGAACGAGCGUUGAUCUUGUUGAGUUUGAGUGUCGAAAGCGCGUAUUUUGGUGCGCAUACAGUUUGGAUAACUACCUUAGUGCGGCCUUAGGUCGCCCACGAAUAUUUCAUGAUCAUGACAUAGACCAGGAUUAUCCGGCUGUUAUUGAUGACCCACGCAUUCUUCAACAUCAAAUUCUCCCCCCUGCAUCGACUCGACAGAGUACAAUGCUCGCUCCCUUAUACCAUGCCAAGCUCUCAGUUAUCAUUGGCCAUAUAUUACAUGAUAUGUACGGGGCUCAAAGGUCAACUUCUCAGACUGAAGCAUUGGCCGCCGCUCGUCAUGGAGCGAAUCUGACCAACUGGCGUCAAGAGAUCUCUAGAUUCCUUGACUCUUCGAAUGUGGACCUUUUGAUAUUGAUAUACCAACGGCAGUAUACAGUGCUCAACUUAGCUUUCUAUCAUGCGCAGAUUCUGCUCUACCGACCUUUCAUGAUAAAGCAUCUUGGUUCUCUGGCGGACCCAGAUAAAUUACAAGAUGACUCUCAAGGCGAGUCCAUCAAUCAAUAUAUUAAUAUGUGUCUCACAGCUGCUACGGAAAUCGCCGGAGUCAUUCGUGAUCUUUGUGAAAAACGCAGAAUGUAUAGCACGUUCUGGUUUACUCAUUAUUACGGGUUCUCCGCUAUCAUGAUCUUAUAUGUGCGUGUUAUUCAGCUGGCUGCACAGAAAGAUAACCCGGAGGAAGCCUCCAAAUACUUACAGAUAGGAGAGCAAGCUCAAAGGGAUUUGACUAAUUAUGGCUCCCGAUCGUCUUCUGUACAAAGAUACGUGGUUGUUCUGGAAGAGCUUCGCCAAGAGGCUCGGGCAGCUAUGAAUCGGAAUGAGCAACAUCCACUGCAAAAUAACAUCAGCAAUAACACGAUUUCAUACGAUAAUGCACCACAGGGUGUUUCUGGGGUGUUAGCCAAUCGUCAAACAGAUCAGCCGGACGGAUUUGAAUCGAUGAAUCGACAGUUAGAUAUCAAUAAACUCGUCGUCGAGAAUCACGGUGUCGAGCAACCUGAGGACUUGCAAGGUGCCAAUUUGAUGAUACAUCCUUCGCUCCACUCCAAUCCUCCACAGUGGAUAGAUGGCGCAGUCGAUAAUAAUUUUUCUUUGAAUGGUCCUGAAUUUGCAGACUGGGGACAACUCGAUUCCUUAGCUGUCGCGGGGAUGGGCGAAUUGGAUGUUGUUUUUUCUCACGGCUGGGAACUCAAUGGCUAA